This is a messenger RNA of Salvia hispanica, 1187 nucleotides long. NCBI's taxonomy places the organism in Eukaryota, Viridiplantae, Streptophyta, Magnoliopsida, Lamiales, Lamiaceae. The record is from RefSeq and is a predicted model, not a curated record.
GUAAUCUAGUCGACAAUCAAGACUCUCUUUUUUCUAGCCUAGAAUGCGUCCGUGUGUUUGUGUUUUAAUUUAUCAGUGUUGUUUUAGCAUUAUGGGCGCGAUGGAAUUCUUGGGAACACCUGAAGGUCAACUGUUUAUAGCCGUUGCAGUUGGUCUCGUUGGUGUUGGUGCUGCUUAUUUCUUGUUAUCAUCGAAGAAGUCCAAAGUGUGCUUGGAUGCCGACAAUUUCAAGGAGUUCAAGCUGGUCAAGAAAACACAACUUAGUCAUAAUGUGGCUAAGUUCAGAUUUGCUCUACCUACACCAACCUCGGUAUUGGGACUACCUAUAGGCCAACACAUAAGCUGCAAGGGUAAGGAUAGUCAAGGUGAAGAUGUCAUCAAACCUUACACUCCGACUACUUUGGAUUCUGAUGUUGGAUAUUUUGAGCUAGUUAUCAAGAUGUAUCCACAAGGAAGAAUGUCCCACCAUUUUAGAGAAAUGCACGAAGGAGACUAUCUGGCUAUAAAAGGACCAAAGGGCCGUUUCAAGUAUCAACCAAAUCAAGUGAGAGCAUUUGGAAUGAUUGCUGGAGGUUCUGGAAUUACCCCAAUGUUUCAGGUUGCUAGGGCAGUUCUUGAAAAUCCCAGUGACAAAACAAAGGUUCACCUGAUUUAUGCUAAUGUUAUGCUUGAGGACAUUCUCUUGAAGGAUGAAUUGGAUAAUCUUGCAAGAACAUACCCUGAUUCAUUCAAAAUCUACUACGUGCUCAAUCAAAAAGAAAAGUUGAGUAGUACAAAACCGGCACUCACGCUUCCUGAUUCUUGUUUGAACUUUUUCAGCCUCCUGAGAUAUGGGAGGGAGGCGUUGGAUUCGUGUCAAAAGAGAUGAUUCAAGCUUACCUCCCACCACCAGCUUCUGACAUCCAGAUGCUGAGAUGUGGUCCACCUCCCAUGAACAAGGCCAUGGCUGCCCAUCUUGAUGCUCUUGGCUAUGCCUCCGAGACCCAGUUCCAGUUCUAACUCUGUUCAACAACUUUGGCCUUCAUUUUUAGCAAUCUUCAUUGACAUAUUGUUUUCAACAGCAUAAGGGCAAUAGUGUUUUCUUCCAAAACUUGUUAUAAUUGACGAGCUAUAAGCUUUACAUGAUUCGGUGCUUAUUCAUUAAAUGGGCCAAGAUAUAAGUUAUUAAAUGAAUUUUUAUUUGGACA